Messenger RNA from Antechinus flavipes (yellow-footed antechinus), 2992 nucleotides. It is a transcript of the gene LZTS2, whose product is annotated as leucine zipper tumor suppressor 2. The coding region runs from base 302 to 2353 and encodes 683 amino acids. The transcript has 5 exons. NCBI's taxonomy places the organism in Eukaryota, Metazoa, Chordata, Mammalia, Dasyuromorphia, Dasyuridae. The record is from RefSeq and is a predicted model, not a curated record. Gene Ontology annotation, biological process: negative regulation of canonical Wnt signaling pathway; cell division.
AGUUUGCUUCAGUUCCUGCUUCCGGACCGGCGAGGCGGUAAACUGGGGUCACGUGCCCCCCCGCGCGGACACGAGGGCGCUGGGUCCGGGACUGGGGUGUUAGUGAACCCGAAGGUCUGGCUCAACCCUGGAGCUUUUGUGGGGACGACCGCCCUCCUUUCCUCCCCUGCCCCAGUCGGGUCGGCAGCCGCCAAGACAGAGCAAGGCCAGAGCGAGGAGCUGUCGGAGGAUGGGGCAGUGAUGGGAAGAAAGCCUGCAGGUCGCCUUGAAGGCCUGUGGCCAGGCCACAGUCCCUCCAGCCAUGGCAAUCGUCCAGACUCUGCCUGUGCCCCUGGAAGCCAACCCUGAGAACACGGUUUCACACCCACCCCACCUGCCCACCAUGGGCAGUGUGAGUAGCCUUAUUUCAGGCCGGCCCUGCCCUGGAGGAGGGCCUGCACCCUGCCACCAUGCUCCCUCUGGACCUCCUUUUUUUCGGCAGCAGGAUGGGCUACUGCUUCGAGGGGGUGGUUGUAGGGCCCAAGAACCACUGUGCCCCCCAGUACCCACCAGAAAGCCUGUGGGAAAUACUGGCUUUGCAUACAUCAAUGAGGACUUCCGGGGAGACUCACCCUCCAGCCCCUGUAGUGACACUGAGGAUGCCCGGGAGCAGCAAGCCCGAAGCGCCCAUCUCAGGGGACCACCUCCAAAGCUCAUCCCUGUGUCUGGAAAGUUGGAGAAGAACAUGGAGAAGAAUCUGAUCCGGCCUACAGCCUUCAAACCUGUGCUGCCCAAGCCUCGGGGGCCACCAUCCUUGCCAGCAUUCCUGGGGCCACGGGCUGGUGUUGGGGGGAUGUCAGGGAGCCAGGGUAGUCUGACCCAGCUGUUUGGGGGCCCUGCUUCCUCCUCUUCCUCCUCUUCUUCAUCCUCUGCUGACAAGCCUCUGACCCUCAGCGGUUGGGCCAGUGGUUGCCCCUCAGGGACACUGUCUGACUCUGGCCGAAACUCACUGUCUAGCUUGCCUACUUAUAGCACAGGGGGAGCUGAACCAGCUGGAGGCUCUCCAGUAGGGCACCUAUCUACUGAUGGCCCUGGUAGAGGAGUGCUACCUGGCACUGGGGGCAGCCACCGUGGGGUCCCCAUGGGUCCCUCGCACUCAGACAGUGGGCGUUCAUCAUCCAGCAAGAGCACAGGAUCCCGGGGAGGCCUUCUCAGUGGUGGGGGUACUCGGGUCUCUCCAGACAGUGGUUCUUGUGGGGAUCGAUCACCUCUACCUGGCCCGCCCCCACCUCCCCCCCCACCCCUGCCAGAUGAGUCUCUGCUGCGAUGUGCUCUGCAGGAGAAACUUCGGGAACGUGAGGCAGAACUGCAACAGCUUCGGGACAGCCUGGAUGAAAACGAGGCUGCCAUCUGCCAGGUCUAUGAGGAAAAGCAGCGACGCUGGCAGCGGGAGAGGGAGGAGCUCCAGGAGGGCUGUGUAGCCCAGGUGAAGCAGGCAACCCAGAGGGCCCAGCGGGCCCAGCAGCUGCUGCAACUGCAGGUGUUCCAGCUGCAGCAGGAAAAGCGCCAGCUGCAAGAUGACUUUGCACAGCUGCUGCAGGAGCGAGAACAACUGGAACGACGGUGUGCGGCCUUUGAGCGGGAGCAGAGUGAGCUCGGUCCUCGACUGGAGGAAACCAAGUGGGAGGUAUGCCAGAAAUCAGGGGAGAUCUCCCUGUUGAAGCAGCAGCUAAAGGAAUCCCAAGCAGAGCUGGUUCAGAAGGGCAGUGAGCUGGCAGCACUACGAGUGGCCCUUAGGGAAGCCCGGGCCUCCCUAAGGGCCAGUGAGGGGCGAGCUCGGGGGCUGCAGGAGGCUGCCCGGGCUCGGGAACUAGAGCUUGAGGUCUGCACUCAUGAGCUACAACGGAGAAAAAGUGAAGCUGAAUGGCUCCGAGAGAAGGCCGGACAGUUGGACAUGGCUGUGGCAGGACUUCGGGGGGCCCCAGAAACUAUGCCCACCCCCGACCCCUUCUUGCUGUCAGAGAGCGAUGAGGCCAAAGCCCAGAGGGCGGCAGCAGCUGGGGCUGGGGGGAGCCUUCGGGCCCAGGUGGAGCGGCUGAGGGCUGAGCUGCAGCAGGAGCGGCGUCGGGCCGAGGAGCAGCAGGGAAGCUUUGAGAGUGAGCGCCUGGCCUGGCAGGCGGAGAAGGAGCAAGUCAUUCGCUACCAGAAGCAGCUGCAGCACAGCUACAUCCAAAUGUACCGGCGCAAUCGGCAGUUAGAGCAAGAGCUGCGGCAGCUGAGUCUGGAGCUGGAGGCCCGGGAGCUGGUAGACUACAGCCUGCCCGAAACCCCACCCUGUGUCCACUUGGAGGAGAUCACAGCCACAGAGAUCUGAAGAUUCAUAGGUUAGAGGAGUCAAGAGGCAGGGGAUGGGAAUCAGCUGGGGGGGGGGGGGGGGGCCUGCAUUGAGGGACUCUUCCCUUUCCACCUUUCUUUGCCCUGGAUGAGUGCAGGGAUAAGUGUCUGGGCCAGCAUUUCAGUAGAGCUAAUGGCCUCAUGUGAUUAUUGGUAGUGUGAGCUCAAGCAUGCUCAUUCAUGCCCUUUCCGAGGGAGGUCUGAAGACCAUUCCCCCACUCCAAAUCUACCCAAGCUUUGAGGCCCUAAGGAUUCCACACCACAGAGAGAGAAGGCUCCCUUUUCCCCUUCUCCCCGAAGUAUGUGCCUCCCCUCCCUGUCCAGGGCUAAAGGAGAAGGGACCUGGGGUGAAGAUGCCUUGGUUCUCCCUCAGGUUCCUCUUUCUGGAGCCCCAUUUCAUAGCCCCUUGUGUGACCAGGAGCUGCCUUCAGACCAAAGGAAGAACUCAGACUUCUCAUUUAUUUGUGUUUGUUACUAUUCCGGUCUCUAACAUCAUCCCACCCUCUUUCCUGAGUUUAUGGCAUCUUUAAAAUUGUAUAUUUUUCACACGUGUAAAUUUCUUGUACAAACCCAAAGAAAAAAAUUAAAAAAAAAUUUUUUUUGUUUAUAAGAAAAAUAA